GGAUGGUCUAGUAUUUUCAGUGUGCAGCUACUGUUAACCUAAAGAAGGAUGCCGCCACCUUCAGAUAUAGUCAAGGUGGCCAUUCAAUGGCCUGGAGCAUAUCCAAAGUUAAUGGAAAUUGACCAGAAAAAGCCUUUAUCUGCUAUAAUAAAGGAAGUCAGUGAUGGAUGGUCCAUUAUUCAGAAUCAUGAAGAGUUGGCACUUCAGUAUGCAGAAGGUUCUGGGUUCUAUAUCACAGAAAAAAAUCGCAAUGAGAUCAAGAAUGGAGCUAUUCUUCGUCUAACAGCAUCCCCUACUCACACUGCGCAUCAGCUGCAUGACAGAGUCCAAUCUUCCAGCAUGGACGUCAAACUUGAAGCACUAAAGGAUUUGGCCAAAUUUUCAAGAGAUAUUACAUUUGCACAAGAAUUCAUAAACCUGGAUGGAAUCUACCUCCUCACCCAGAUGGUGGAAAGUGGCACAGAUCGAUAUCAAAAGUUGCAGAAGAUAAUGAAGCCCUGCUUUGGAGAAAUGCUUUCCUAUUCUUUGACAGCAUUUGUUGAACUGAUGGAUCACGGAAUUGUAUCAUGGGAUACUUUCUCUGUGGCAUUUAUUAAAAAAAUUGCAAGUUUUGUGAACAAAGCCGCAAUGGAUGUGUCUAUUUUACAGCGAUCUCUAGCCAUUCUUGAAUCCAUGGUCCUAAACAGUCAUGAUUUGUAUCAGAAGGUUGCACAGGAGAUAACCAUUGGACAGUUAAUUCCACAUCUUCAGGGGACGGAUCAAGAGAUUCAGACGUACACUAUUGCAGUGAUCAAUGCACUUUUUCUUAAAGCCCCAGAUGAUAAAAGACAGCAUUACUUUGAGGACAGCAUUGACAUCCUUGAUUUUCCUCUAAGUGAGAUGGCAAACAUACUGGCACAAAAGCAGCUCCGUUCCAUUAUUCUGACACAUGUUAUCAGAGCCCAGAGAACCAUUAAUAAUGAGAUGGCACAUCAGCUCUAUGUAUUGCAAGUUUUAACCUUCAAUCUACUGGAGGAUAGAAUGAUGACCAAAAUGGAUCCUCAAGACCAAGCCCAAAGGGAUAUUAUAUUUGAGUUACGUAGAAUUGCUUUUGAUGUAGAGCCAGACCAAAAUAACCUUGGAGGCAGCAUUGAAAAAAGAAAGUCUAUGUACACCCGGGAUUAUAAAAAGCUUGGAUUCACUAACAAUGUCAACCCAGCAUUGGAUUUUACCCAUACUCCUCCAGGAAUGCUGGCUCUCGACAAUAUGUUGUACUUUGCUAAACACCACCAGGAUGCCUACAUACGGAUUGUAUUGGAAAACAGCAGUCGAGAAGAUAAGCAUGAGUGCCCUUUUGGUCGCAGCAGUAUAGAACUAACCAAGAUGCUUUGUGAAAUCCUGAAAGUGGGGGAAUUACCAAGUGAAACCUGCAAUGAUUUUCACCCUAUGUUCUUCACACACGAUCGAGCAUUUGAGGAAUUCUUUUGUAUCUGCAUCCAGCUGUUGAACAAAACUUGGAAAGAAAUGAGGGCAACUUCUGAAGACUUCAACAAGGUGAUGCAAGUCGUCAGAGAACAGAUCAUGAGAGCACUCACAAACAAGCCGAGUUCUUUGGACCAGUUUAAAAGCAGACUUCAAAACCUCAGCUAUACCGAGAUCUUGAAAAUCCGUCAGUCAGAAAGAAUGAACCAGGAAGAUUUUCAGUCCCGUCCAAUCCUGGAACUGAAAGAGAAGAUCCAACCAGAAAUCUUAGAACUGAUAAAGCAACAAAGACUUAACCGACUUGUGGAAGGAACUUGCUUUAGAAAACUGAACAGUCGAAGGCGACAAGAUAAGUUUUGGUAUUGUCGACUUUCACCCAAUCACAAAGUGUUACACUAUGGAGACUUAGAAGAGAGUCCUCAAGGGGAGGUACCACAUGACAGUUUGCAAGAUAAAUUGCCAGUGGCAGACAUUAAAGCAAUACUGACUGGAAAAGACUGUCCUCACAUGAAGGAGAAAGGUGCUCUCAAACAAAACAAGGAGUUGCUCGAGCUGGCAUUUUCAGUCAUGUAUGAGUCCAACUGCCAAUUAAAUUUCAUUGCUCCAGAUAAACAUGAGUAUUGCAUAUGGACAGAUGGACUUAAUGCCUUACUUGGAAAGGAAAUGAUCAGUGAUCAAACAAGAACUGACAUGGACACAUUGCUUAGCAUGGAAAUAAAACUGCGCCUUCUAGACCUGGAAAACAUACAAAUUCCUGAUGCACCUCCCCCAAUUCCAAAGGAGCCUAGUAACUACGAUUUUGUUUACGACUGCAACUAAGAACAUCAACAAGCACGCAUCCUUCAACUGGAAUUACUAAAACUGGAGACUAAAAAGAGAAAUGUUGUUUUAUUUCUGCUUAUCUUCCCCCACCCCUUUCAUUUCAGACGUUCAGUAUUUGGCUGCCGUUCCAGGCAUAUCAUAGAAGUUUACUGGGUUGUAAGUUACAAUGGGCAUUUGCCCCCCAAAGCACCAGGAACUAGAUGUCCAUAUUCCUGAUGCUUUAAAUGACAUAUAAACAAGGAAUUUUCCACCAACUGGUGCUCUUAGCUUUAUUUUUUGGAUGAAGGAGAUGAAUAGACUUGUAUGGUCAAUGCUGCUUCUCAUUGAGGCACUAAAGAAGGCUACUGAUGACUGCUACAAGGCUUUGAAUUUCUUAUCCUCUGCUUUUUCUCUUGCUUCUAUACUAGAAAUAGUUUUAACGUCCUUUAGAUCCAGUCAAAUUGUAGGUUUAGCAUAAAAUACUACAGUCAUUGAACUAAGAAAACCUUUCUUGCACUUGUAUUUUGGGAAUUCAGAAUAAGGAAAAGUGCUGUUGAUGUGUAUACCAUUGUAAAUGCACACAUAUACACUAGGAUGCUUUCUUUCACAGCACAUACUACUUAAAGGAGACCAGAUGAAAG
Messenger RNA from Nanorana parkeri, 2903 nucleotides. RefSeq names its product engulfment and cell motility 1 (gene ELMO1). The record is from RefSeq and is a predicted model, not a curated record. Gene Ontology annotation, cellular component: plasma membrane; guanyl-nucleotide exchange factor complex. The transcript is spliced from 22 exons. The coding region runs from base 49 to 2280 and encodes 743 amino acids. NCBI's taxonomy places the organism in Eukaryota, Metazoa, Chordata, Amphibia, Anura, Dicroglossidae. Gene Ontology annotation, biological process: cell motility; actin filament organization.